Paramuricea clavata is the source of this 6263-nucleotide messenger RNA. The record is from the annotation of a GenBank genome assembly. NCBI's taxonomy places the organism in Eukaryota, Metazoa, Cnidaria, Anthozoa, Malacalcyonacea, Plexauridae.
AUGGCGUCUAAACGAAAGCGUGCGCGAAUUGAUUUCACGGCAAAUGCGAUCGAGAAGGAGGUUAUGGAAGCGAAACAACAACUUGAUACUGUUGUUAAUUUCAAAAACAGUGUCAAGUUGAAACAACUACGAGAGGCUCUUGCUGUUUUUAAGGGGAAAGCACAAUUUGACGUCGUAGGCAUGCUUGCUCUGAUGUUUGGCUUUAACACGAUCAUGUGGAUUUUAUUUUCAAUUCGACAUGUGCCGAAAGUCUUUUCGCGAUACAAGAACACACGUUUCACAAUUAUUUCUCGAAUAGUUAAGUAUUUGUGCCCGGAAAGUUCGUUGACAGACGUUGUUGUCGAAGAGAUUGUGGACACAUUGGAGAAAUUUGCGCCAAAUAUGCCAUUCACGGGAACAUAUUCAAAUGACUUUGACGAUGCACUCAAAGCUGUCACGAAAGCGGGAGAAUUUAAUGUCUCUGGUCUCCUUGCACCGCCUGUAGACGAUUGUCUAGAAUGUGGCGGUCGCUUAUGUGCUCCGAAUCCACCAAGCAAUGGUAUAUUAUACACAACAAAUGGCCCAAAAGCUGUCACGAAAAUUAUUCUUCGUUGUUCGAGCUGUAAGAUAUCAUAUGGCUACGCAAUGAGAUCAGAUGGUGAUGGGGUAUCACGUUAUUACAGUGAGGAUAUCAUGGCACGCAAUACAGUUCUUGAAGUGACAAAUGUGGCAUAUAUUGAGAAGGCCCUGUAUGUAUGGCUAACAUCUCUAAUGUAAGUGAUGUGGAUAUUAACUGAUUUGUAUGUAGAUAGUGGAUACCGAUACUGUAUAUAGCCAGAAUAUGUAUGUUUUACCUGACAUAUUUUAACUUUUGCAGUUUUCCUUUAUUCAAUAAUUUGCCAUACAUAAAGUACAAUUUCCGGGAAGGUCCCCACAACAGCAUAAUGCCAAUUACUGUGCCACUUGCACCUGGUCAGGGCCAUUCAGACAAAUUUGGGGCUCCUUCCCUCACAGACACAGUUUACAUUGCUUUUUAUCCAGGGCGGGUUGAUCCCUUUGCCUCCCCCUGCUUUCCAGUCUGGGCUACUCAAAGAGCACUUUUAUUGGCCAGAAAAUACAGAAUGAAAACUAAAAUAAUUUCACUAUUCUUUUAGAAACCACUGUUUUGUAUCCUUUCAAGGAUUUUCUGUAUCGUAUAAUGAGACAUUCAAGAAAGAAAUUGCUAAUUAUUCAAAUGGUAUGGUGUAAAAUAUUGUAUAUAUAAAUCAUACACAACAUUUAUAAUACAGUGUCAGCAUGUAUGUAUUUGUGUAUAUAUGGUGGGCUUAUGUUUGGGGGAGGGGGGUGGCCUUAUAUUUGGAAUGAAUGUGAUUUGCAAGCUUGCUUAAUUAAUGCUAUGCAAGCGAGCCUUGGGCCCACUACAUUUACCAUUGGACAUUUGAUCCAAGAUUUGCUUGUAUACCAUUUACCAAGCAGCCGGCAGAUCGGCAGGUCGCAAUCAUUCAUUCUAAAUAUAAGGCCAUCUCCCAAACAUACAGUAAGUCCACCCAAACAUAAGAUCACUACAUUUACCAUUCCACUGUAGCCUGGUAUGUUAAUAUUUGUUUAUCUGAACAGUUAUUUUUUGUGUUUAUAACUUACAGUUAACCCAUUGAGUGGCAGCGCUCUCCACUUGACAAGUAAAAUCGCCUGGUGUUAGACAGAGUAAAAUACUAAAGUAGGGUGUAUCAGGGUGCAUUGCCACUUAAAGGAUUAAUAUGGUACUUUAAUAUUUGAUACCAACACAAAAUAUUGUGCAUGCCUAAGCCCCCUCUCCCACACACAAGCCCCUCAUAUAAGCCCAUAAAAACCACUUACAAACUAGUUGUAUCAGCUCAGGGCUUGUAUUCGGAAGUUGAUCAUACAGUAGCUAAGGUUUGUUCUUGUGUUGAAUGAAUCAGAUAUACCCAAACAGCCAAAUUAUCCCAAUCAAUGUGAAUAAGAUCUAACGAGUUCUUUGUAUUUUUGCAUGGCGAUAAAAUAUAUAAUAGUUUUGUUUGUGGAAACACCACGUAAAUUUAUUAUUGCAAUAAUAAAUUUAUGUGGUGCUUCCACAAACAAAACUAUUAUAAGAUCUAAUGAAUUGACACAGAGUAUUGUAAAUUAAACAGUGGUAUUUAGCUUUGGAAAACUGUUAAUAUUUAAAAUAUACUAUUAUAAAAUAUAUGGUAAUCUCAUUACCAUUAAUACUAUUAUAAUCAUAUAAUGAGAAUAUACGAAAUAGACCUUACCCAUUAUUCAUUUUCACCCAAUGGCCUUGUUUCCAUGUUUGCUUCUUUUAGUUUGGCAAGUGCACUUAAAGGUUAUGUCCCCAUUUCUGCAUGAAUUUGUAGUUGUUGCACGUAAACUCAAUCACAAGCUUAUAAUUUUAACCCUAGUGUACAUGAAAUGUGAGUAAAUACCCAACAGGGCAUUGGGCGAAACAUGAUUAGUCGAUAAGAUCUAUUAUGUGUAAUAUGGAUAAUCAUUUGGUCUUGUAUCUUUAAGGUUCGAAUCAGGAUCCAGGUCAAGGCAUGGCAGAAGAGCCAGGUCAGGAAAUGUCAGGGAGAAGUUUUUUAGAAGGUACAGUAUUCAUCAGAAUCAGAUACAUAUUUCAUUCAUGACCUUGGCUUUGCAGUGAAAAGCAUAGUGUCAGAAAUGUAGUUUGGUGCAUAUAUUGCAUUCAUGCCAAGGUCAUUUUUUUGUGAAGAAUAGCAAUGCUAGUAAACUAUGGUAUACUUUAGUAGUAAACAAGUAGGAAAUUAUGAGAUAGUUUUGAUUAAUAAUUUCAUUCAUAUACAUUUAGAUAUCGAUGCCUGCUCAGAAUUAAAACAAAAAGAUGAAAAAGGUAUAUAUAUAUAGAAUAUAUAUAUAUAUAUAUAUAUAUAUAUAUAUAUAUAUAUAUAUAUAUAUAUAUAUAUAUAUAUAUAUAUAUAUAUAUAUAUAUAAGGGUUUUUUUCUCCAGGAUUUUCUCUUGGGUCCGUUUUUGCAGACAAGAUUGAGUUUAGCUGAACAACUAGGGGUCUGGGGCGGCUGUCUCCCCCCCCCCUACCCGGGAGGCUGAAACCUGUGCCUACUUUAGUGUAGUUGAGAUGCAAUGUGUUGAAGCAGGGGCACUAAGGGACACUAUAAACUGGUUAAAGACAGCAAAUGCGUUGUUUUUCUUGUGUUGUGAAAUGAUUUCCAGCCAUUUUUUACUUAAUUUUCGGGUUUUCAACUGAUAACUAAUUUGCAUACGUCAUGAAUUUAACUCAAACAACUUCAUUUUACUGCACAGAAUCUUUUAAUGAGAAGAUUGAGUUUCAAAAUUCAAUUCAGGAUUGAGUUUUUGGGACCAUUUUACGGUCCUAAAAAUUCCCUGAAAAAACCCCUUAUAUAUAUAUAUAUAUAUAUGUGUAUGUGUAUGUGUAUGUAUAUAUGUAUAUAUGUAUAUAUGUAUAUAUGCGAGUGUGACUUUCGGGACCAAACCAAAGUAUUUAUUGUGCUAUUGUUGAAAAUGGAUGUCAUCAUGUGCAGAACAUUCUAAUCUGUUACUGUAUUGUUACUACAAACAUGUAAGAUUAAUUAGAGAGUAGAUCAUUGCAUUUGCAUAACUGUUCAUUAUCCUCAGAGACAUACUUGGAGAAAUAAACUCUUAAUUAAUAUAAAACAAGCUACAAUGUAAAUUCCAGUUGAAAUAAAGUUCAUGUAUGUACAUGUAAUAUCCUUUAUUUUAGCACAUAUCAUUGGUGAACUUCACCGGAAAACUGUGGCAAAUGCUUUUUGGGAGUGUGAAUUGUAUGAAGAGCUCUCACAGAGCAAUAUAAGUGACAAGUGGUCAUUUACCAAAGAUUGUAAUGAGAAUGAGCUAUCUGGUACGAAAGAUAAUGCUAUUGAGUAUAUGGUAAGAAAACGGACCUCAACAACAUAUGAUCACGAAUGCCAUCGAAGUUGUGUACUAAAGGGUAGGUUGACGAAUACUUUAAAAUACAGUAUGCAUUGUAAAAAACUAAUUUGAAUGACAAAUCAAUGUAAAAUGAUGUGAUAAAAUGUGUUGUUUGUUUAGGUUGUGGCAAGUUAUAUGUUCUUGAUGGGAAUUGGAAGUUGUCUUAUGCACAUUGCAUGUUCCCUGUAGCUGUAAUCAUUGCUGGGUAUGAAAAGGAAGUUAAUUACCCAAAGAUUUGUCCUAGGAAUCCGGAACACCUGUCAGCAUUUUGUGACAAGCAUUGCAGUGUGGUGAAUUAAAGCUGUUUCUACAGUAUUGCAGAAAUAAAAAUAAAGGUAAAUGUAAGGCUACAUUGGGUUAUUUUUUUAGAUAAAAAAUAUAGGUCUCAGGGUUUGUGACCAUGUUUUAUAGGGAAUUAUAAUAUAGCAUUUGUAAAUUCUGAACGCCGAUUGGCUAAAAACUGUGUUGAUAUAACUCAAAGUCAACACAGAAACGUCGGAAAAUUUCUUUCUUUAUAUGUUUUUGUGCUAUAUUAUAAAACAAAUAUAAAACUCUUUUCCUUGGACACUCGUGGAAAUUGGGAAAACGAGAAAUUGUGUAGAAACACGACGCCCAAAGGGCGAAGUGUUUUCACACAAUUUCCACUUGUGUUGAUAUAACUGUAUAUUUGUUAAUUGUUUGGUAAUUUACCAUAAUAAUCUUUUAUUUACAGUAAAAUAUUUGUUUAUUGUUGGUGACAUUUUUCAGAAAUCUGAAACUGACAUUUUAUCUUUCUUGUUAUACAUUUAAACUUACAUUUAAGUGUAACCGCUUUAACAUGGCAUUUACAGUAAGUGCAGUAAAGGUCAUUGAAUGCUCUCUAGUUAUUACUAUUUAAUUCACCAUAUUUAUAACCUGUAAUGUUUCAGAUCCCGCUAUUGUACUUGAAGAAAUUGAAUUUGAAACCGUUGACACAGUUGAGGACAAUGCUGCAGUGUAUCAAGGUACAGUUGUGCCAUAACUCUGUGUAGACAUUUAAAUGAAUAUUUACAGUCAAGUAGACUACUUGUAACUUGUUAUUAUCACGACAGUACAGUAUUAUGAAGGCAUUUAGCCAUCCUCAACUGUGACUUGCACAUUAAUAAAUUUACUGCCUCGUGAAAUUGGAUUUACAAUAUAUUAUUAUGUGUUUUUCAAGGAUAUAAAAUGCAUACACAUGGCAAGCAUGUUGUUUGACAACCGGUUGGUUCGGAUAGAACACUACAAUGAAAACAAUGAGUUUUAAGCUUGGAAUAACUUAGAGUACUGUUCAUUGUUACCUUCAAAACUCAUGUUCUACUUACAUUAUUUAAAAUAAUGUUCAAGUUGUAUUCAAUUGUACAUUUUUCAGGUACCAGAAAUUUUAUGGCAAAGCAUGUUGAGAUAAUUGAAGACUGCAAAGAAGUCGCGGCGGUGUCUUGCAACAAAGAUACGGUUGGGAAAAUUCGCCUCCAGAAAUGGUCUAGGGGAAUUUAUAUAAUUGCUUCAGGUGGUGGUCACAUUGAAUACUGGCAACCUCUCUAUAAGUGAGUAUUACUGUACUCCUGAAUGCCCUGAUCUUAAGCACAUUGUCACAUAAUAGAACAAGUUAAAAUUUUAAUAAUAUGAAGACUAUAAUAGGAUCACCAAGAACAGUAACAACUAUUUCUUGUAUUACAUUCAAAUGUGUUAUUUUGUUUCCAUUUAAUUGCCAUACUAUACUUAUAAGUGUGUGCUAGUAGAUACAUUUAUACCAAACGUGUGUGUUACUGGAUAUAAUAAUAUUACAUUGUACAGUAUGUAAAAUAAUACUGUAUAUGUAUUUUCAAUUUUAUAUUCUAGGUCUGAAUCUCCAACCCAGGCGUUUAUGAUUACCGUUGUGUGGCUAUAUAACAAGUUUAUGGCAUUGAAAGCAAGUGGCAAAAGCGACGAAGAGUUGCUUCAAGCAAUGGAGGAGACUGUCUUAGCUUAUGAUAACAUGUGUCAUUUGGACGCUCUCCGCAUUUCUCGAAAGGAUUUGCCUCUUCCUGUGCCAUUCAACAAAAUGUGGCAGAAAGUUGGCAAGGUUAUUGAUCGCCUUCAUUUGCAGAACCAUAAGGAUCCAAAAUGCAAGAUAAUGUAUAACCCUGAUAGUUCUCUGUCGAAGAGCGUCAACACAAUGGCUGCAGAACAAGUAAAUGUUUGGGCAAGUCGAUUGAAGAGAAUUAUGGUAUCAAUGCCAUAUAUCCAUCAUAAGUUUUUCUUCCAUAGAAUGGUGAAAAAAGGAGAUGCAUAUACAGAAUUCUGCUACAAAGUUGGGAAGCAACCUGUAUGUACGUUGCCAAGAAAAACAAUACCACCUUAA